Molecule: messenger RNA, 423 nt
Organism: Arachis ipaensis
Lineage: Eukaryota; Viridiplantae; Streptophyta; Magnoliopsida; Fabales; Fabaceae
Source: RefSeq, a predicted model, not a curated record
AUGGAAAACAAUUCCGGUUACUUCUUCAUGGCUUUCGGUCAAGUUGGAAAAGUCAGAAGCAAAGAUAGAGAAGUUUAUGUGGAACAGCCUCCUGGUUUUGAAAAUAAAGAGCAUUCUAAUCAUGUUUUAGACCGCACCUUUACCCCUUCUCCUUCUCCUCCUACCACUCCUCAUCGCUGUGACCCCAUGGCUCGGACCAAAAACACUCCAAGGUUCCCUGCCUCUGCCAAGCCGACGCCACCACCAAAGGCCACACCUUCCAAGCCUGGCUCCUCAAAACCAAGUUCAGCGAAGCCUGGCUCCUCCAAAGGCAAACGUCAGGCGACUGAGGAACCCAUACCCGAACCAUCUCAACCAAAAUCCAGACCAAAUGUUAAUAGCCCAAAUGGAAUAAAAGGCAUUCAGCAAAGAAUAUUGGGCUGA